GUUUAUCAUCAAUACCGCCCGAAUCAUUCCGUCCUUCAUCGACAACUUCCAUCUCUAUCAUAGCAUUUUGAGAAAAGAACAUGUCACUCACAAAAGAUGGUUCCGUAGCUGUGACCAUUCUCCAAGCAAUCAUCUUCAUUCAAUUCGGCUUGUGCGUUGCGAUCACAAUUCUGACAACCGUCGGAAUCUCAUUUGGGUAUCCGGUGGCUUCUCAUUACCUUAUGGCUCUUCUUCAGGCAUUGGUGGCAAUUCCGGGAAUUGUGUACAUUGUGACACAGACAAACAUCUGGGUGGCAGUCUACAUCAGCUUCCAAGUGGUAACCGCCGCGUGUGAAGUCUACUGGCUCGUCUACUUGAUCUUCGACAAUCAACCCGCUGGAUCUUGGAUCGCACUUGCAAUUAUCACAGCCGUCAACAUUUUGGCAGCUGUUGUCGGUGUGUGGUUCCGCAAAACUGCUUUGAACCUUCCAUGCCUUGAUAAGAAAACGAAAAAGGCUGGUGAUGCGAAGAAGGAGAAGCCCAAAAUGAAGGCCCCAUCAACUUCAAUGAGUGAUAUUGAGAAAAGUAAAUCCAGAGCUGCCUCCAAAUCCAACUCGUCUUCUUCCAUCAAAUCGAUCAAAAAGUCUCCAACUGAAAAGUCGGAAAACACUGAUAGAUCUUCAAAGGGUAGUCUGAAAAUCAGAAAGAACAAGAACAGCAAGUCAGUGUCAAUGCCUUUGGAUAGCCGUGAAACCACUUCCAUCACCUUCAAGACAAGCAAUGUCAGCGAGGAUUAGGUUUCAAGGGAAAGUCUGGUCUCGUCGAGAAUAUCAUUUCUGUUUUGGUUGUAAAUGAGUAAAGUGAUUUUUAUUUAAUAAUUACAUCGUUAUCGAAGCAUUUAAACUGACUCAUGAAACAUGUAUAUUUC
Molecule: messenger RNA, 907 nt
Organism: Caenorhabditis elegans
Lineage: Eukaryota; Metazoa; Nematoda; Chromadorea; Rhabditida; Rhabditidae
Gene: sst-20
Product: Sperm Specific Transcript
Exons: 4
Coding region: 81-776 (231 amino acids)
Source: RefSeq, marked reviewed